AUGUCGAUGCAGCGACUCUCAACGCGAGCAUUUGGCCUGGGCCGGCCAGCGCUUAUGUCCAGAAUACCGGCGCAGCGAAAUUUCCCCGUACGGCGGUCCAGCACAGGGCCUGCGACAAUUGUCGAUACUGGGUUCUGGACGUCCUUGAUCCCCAAGCCCUUGCGGAGAGAAAGCCGCAAAGGCACCAAGGCGAAGAAAUCGAAGGAAUGGAACCCGGCAACCUUUUUUAUCGUCAUGUUUCUCUUUAUUGGGUCCAUGUCGAUCCAGAUGAUCGCACUGCGAAACCAGUCCGAGCGAUAUAAUCGACAAUCAACCGUCAGAAUAAGUCAGCUGCGGGAGGCCAUGAGGAGACUCCAGAAUGGGGAAGACGUCAAUGUGGACAAGCUAUUGGGGAACGCCGACGAAUCCCAAAGAGAUGUUGACUGGGAAGAGAUGCUGAAAGCAAUUGAGCGUGACGAGAAGUCACAAGCGGAUCAAGAAGCAAAGGAGCCGUCACAAGAGGAGGUUCCAGUGAAGACCAUAACAUCGAAAGCCCCAGUAACGGAGACGAAAGCGACCAGCGAGCGGGUGAAUGCCGAGAUGGAACCAACGAACCCGAAAUCUGCUCGCCUCGGGAAUUUCUUCUAA
Molecule: messenger RNA, 627 nt
Organism: Pochonia chlamydosporia 170
Lineage: Eukaryota; Fungi; Ascomycota; Sordariomycetes; Hypocreales; Clavicipitaceae
Exons: 2
Coding region: 1-627 (208 amino acids)
Source: RefSeq, a predicted model, not a curated record